AGUCACAAUGUGAGCUCCGAGGGUGGAGGGCGGGGGAAGAGGGGAGCGGGAGCGAGAGGAAGGCGAUCGGGCCCGGUGAGGCCCGGGAGGAAAAGGAGGAGGAGGUAGCCCGGCGGGACGGCCAGGGUAGUGGCGGUGACGGCAGUUGGGGCAGGGGAGGGGCAGGAGGAGGACAGCGCCAUUCCGGACCCGGCCACUCCCUCCUUUUAGUCCGUCAGCCCCGCGGUUCACUCCCUCCCUCUCCGUCUCCCGGAGCUCAGCUCAGCCCAGUGAGUGACGGGCUUCCGCUUUGCCGCCGCCCGCCCGUCCGCCGCGGUCUCUUCGGCUUCGGAGUUCCUGCUCGCCCUCUCUCUCUCUCUUUCCCUUCCACCUUCCCUUUCUCUCCCAUGGCCCCGGCUCGUUGCGGCGCCCUGGGCAUGCUGCGCUGAGUCCGGGACCGCCCUUCUGCCCCCUCCUUCCCCCCGCCCCGGCUCUUCCUCCCUCCCUGACCCCGGGCGCCUGGAGCCGCUUUCAUCCCCUGCCCGCAAUCCUCACCCGGAGCCCGGCCGAGCUGUCCUGGGGGGAGGGGGGGAAGGGAGGAGAGAAGUAAGGAGACACCGAGAGCCUGCGAGCGAGAGCCGGGGAGCCGCGGGAGGAAGGAGAACGAGGAGUAGGAGGGGGAGCAGCCGCAGCAGCCGCGGGGGCCAUGACCGUGGAGCAGAAUGUGCUGCAGCAGAGCACCUCCCAGAAGCACCAGCAAACGUUUUUGAAUCAGCUGAGAGAAAUCACGGGCAUCAAUGAUACACAGAUACUACAGCAAGCCUUGAAGGAUAGCAAUGGAAACUUGGAAUUAGCUGUGGCUUUCCUUACUGCAAAGAAUGCCAAGACCCCUCAGCAAGAGGAAACAGCUUACUAUCAAACAGCCCUUCCUGGCAAUGACAGAUACAUCAGUGUGGGAAGCCAGGCAGAUACAAAUGUGAUUGAUCUCACUGGAGAUGAUAAAGAUGAUCUUCAGAGAGCAAUUGCCUUGAGUUUGGAAGAAUCAAACAGGGCAUUCAGGGAGACUGGAAUAACUGAUGAGGAGCAAGCUAUUAGCAGAGUCCUUGAAGCCAGCAUAGCAGAAAAUAAAGCAAGUUUGAAGAGGACACAUACAGAAGUAUGGAGUGAUUCUCCAAACCCUUAUGAUAGAAAAAGACAGGAGAAUUGUCCAGUUGGGCUAAAGAAUGUUGGAAAUACUUGCUGGUUUAGUGCUGUUAUUCAGUCAUUAUUUAAUCUUCUGGAAUUUCGAAGAUUAGUACUAAAUUACAGUCCUCCUGCAAGUGCUCAAGAUUUACCCCGAAACCAAAAGGAACAUCGGAAUUUGCCUUUUAUGCGUGAGCUGCGGCAUCUGUUUGCACUUCUUGUUGGUUCUAAAAGAAAAUAUGUUGAUCCUUCAAGAGCAGUUGAUAUUCUUAAAGAUGCUUUCAAAUCGAAUGGCUCACAACAGCAAGAUGUGAGUGAGUUCACACACAAAUUAUUAGAUUGGUUAGAAGAUGCCUUCCAAAUGAAAGCUGAAGAAGAAAGGGAUGGAGAGAAACCAAAGAACCCAAUGCUAGAAUUGUUCUAUGGAAGGUUCCUAGCAGUGGGAGUGCUUGAAGGUAAAAAAUUUGAAAAUACAGAAAUGUUUGGUCAGUAUCCACUUCAAGUCAAUGGUUUCAAAGAUUUGCAUGAAUGCCUAGAAGCUGCCAUGAUUGAAGGAGAGAUUGAGUCAUUGCAUUCGGAGAACUCAGGAAAAUCUGGCCAAGAGCAUUGGUUCACAGAACUUCCACCUGUAUUAACAUUUGAACUGUCAAGAUUUGAAUUUAAUCAGGCUUUGGGAAGACCAGAGAAAAUUCACAACAAAUUAGAAUUUCCUCAAGUUUUAUAUCUGGACAGAUAUAUGCACAAAAACAGAGAAAUAACAAGAAUUAAACGAGAUGAGAUCAAGAGGCUAAAAGAGUACCUUACAGUAUUACAACAAAGAUUAGAAAGAUAUUUAAGCUAUGGUUCUGGCCCUAAACGGUUCCCCUUGGUAGAUGUUCUACAGUAUGCACUGGAGUUUGCCUCAAGUAAACCUGUUUGCACUUCUCCUGUUGAUGAUAUUGAUGCUAGUUCCCCACCUAGUGGUUCCAUACCAUCACAGACAUUACCAAGCACAGCAGAGCAGCAACAGGGAACUCCUUCAGAACUACCAAGCACAUCACCUACACCAAGGUCAUUUAUACAUAAGCCAUUUACACAGUCACGAAUACCUCCAGAUUUGCCCAUGCAUCCAGCACCAAGACACAUAACAGAAGAAGAACUUUCUGUACUAGAAGGCUGUUUACAUCGCUGGAGGACUGAAGUAGAAAAUGACACUAGAGAUUUACAAGAAAGUAUAUCUAGAAUUCAUCGUACAAUUGAACAAAUGUACUCUGACAAGUCAAUGGUACAAGUUCCUUAUCGCUUACAUGCUGUCUUAGUUCAUGAAGGCCAAGCUAAUGCAGGACACUAUUGGGCAUAUAUUUUUGAUCAUCACCAAGAAAGAUGGAUGAAAUAUAAUGACAUUUCUGUGACAAAAUCAACGUGGGAAGAGCUAGAACGGGACUCUUUUGGUGGCUACAGAAAUGCCAGUGCAUACUGUUUAAUGUACAUUAAUGAUAAGGAACAAUUCUUAAUAAAAGAAGACUUUCAUAAGGAAACUGGACAGAAACUUGUUGGAAUGGAAACAUUACCUACUGAUUUAAGGGACUUUGUCAAAGAAGAUAAUCAGAGAUUUGAAAAAGAGCUAGAGGAGUGGGAUCUACAGCUUGCCCAAAAAGCUCAGCAGGAAAAGAUUUUAGCAUCCCAGAAAAUGAGAGAGCCAACACCUUCUGUCAUGACAGCACAAGCAGAAGAACCUGAAUACCUAGAGCAGCCAUCAAGAAGUGAUCUUGCCAAGUAUUUGAAAGAAGAAACAAUGCAAGCAAUUACCAAGGCAUCAUCAGAAUAUGAAGAUAAAAAUCCUGAAACUGUUUUACAGCUGACCCCUGAAAAAGCCAUCAGUCAACCACCUUCUAACCAGGAAGUUGUACAGGUGGCGGUUCCUCAUGUAGGGACAUUUAUGCUUGAGUCAGUCAAGGGGGGUUAUGAUGAUGAGAUCAUGAUGACACCGAACAUGCAAGGUAUUAUCAUGGCUAUAGGUAAAUCCAGGAGUGUAUAUGACAGGUGUGGUCCUGAAGCAGGGUUCUUUAAGGCAAUCAAAUUGGAGUAUGCAAGGUUGGUAAAGCUGGCGCAAGAAGAUACUCCACCAGAAACAGACUAUCGAUUGCACCAUGCGAUUGUCUAUUUUAUCCAGAACCAGUCACCAAAGAAAAUAAUUGAGAGGACAUUGUUGGAACAGUUUGGAAAUCGCAAUUUGAGUUUUGAUGAAAGGUGUCGAAACAUAAUGAAAAUUGCUCAAGCUAAACUUGAAAUGAUAAAACCAGAAGAAGUAAACAUGGAAGAAUAUGAGAAGUGGCACCAGGAUUAUAGGAACUUCAGAGAUACAACAAUGUAUCUCGUGAUAGGCCUAGAAUAUUUUCAAAAAAAGAGUUACAUAGAAGCCAUACUGUAUCUUAUCUGUGCUUAUCAGAAUAACAAGGAGCUCUUGUCUAAGGGCCCAUAUCGAGGACAUGAUGAAGAAUUGAUAUCACAUUACAGAAGAGAAUGUUUACUAAAAUUAAAUGAGCAUGCAGCAGAACUAUUUGAAUCUGGAGAUGACCAAGAAGUAAACAGUGGAUUGUUUAUUAUGAAUGAGUUUAUUGUCCCAAGUUUGCCAUUGUUACUGGUGGAUGAAAUGGAAGAGAAAGAUAUAAUUGCUGUAGAAGAUAUGAGAAAUCGCUGGUGUUCAUAUCUUGGACAAGAAAUGGAACCCAACCUUCAAGAAAAGCUGACUGACUUCCUGCCAAAAUUGCUUGAUUGUUCUACAGAGAUCAAAGGUUUCAAUGAGCUGCCAAAAUUACCUUCAUAUUACACACAUGAACUGUGUGAACGAUUUGCCCGAAUCAUGUUGUCCCUCAGUCGAACUCCAGCUGAUGGAAGAUAAACUAUACAAACUUUCUUAAGCACAUUGUAUAAACUUUUUAGUUCUUAACCCUUGCCUUCCUGUCACAAGGUUUGCUUGUUGCUGCUAUAGUUUUUAACUUUUUUAUUUUAAUAAUUGCAAAAAACAAAAUGACUGUACAGACUUUAGCAAGACUGCAAACAAUAAAGCUGAGAAUCGCAUGGCGCUCAGUCUUUGUUUUAA
Molecule: messenger RNA, 4243 nt
Organism: Trichosurus vulpecula (common brushtail)
Lineage: Eukaryota; Metazoa; Chordata; Mammalia; Diprotodontia; Phalangeridae
Gene: USP25
Product: ubiquitin specific peptidase 25
Exons: 26
Coding region: 686-4042 (1118 amino acids)
Biological process (GO): protein deubiquitination; regulation of protein stability
Cellular component (GO): nucleus; cytosol
Molecular function (GO): cysteine-type endopeptidase activity; protein binding; cysteine-type deubiquitinase activity
Source: RefSeq, a predicted model, not a curated record